UGCGCUAAAGCGGUCCUGAUAGGCUAAAUCUCGGGCGAGAAAAACGCCUUGUAACAUUAAAUAGGCGUUACUUGGGUCGCGUGAUACAAGGAAAUAAAAAGUGCAAGGAGUAGGUAGUCAGCAUUCACACUCUGAAAGCUGGCUGAGGACCUAUAAAGGUUUUAGGGUCACACAAAAAAGAAACAUGGAUGCCCAGACUGGUUUCAUCGUUUUGCUCUGCUUAAUGGGAUUCACCUGUGCGGAUCCAGUGAAAUUCAUCGACUGCGGCUCCUCUGCUGGCGAAGUGGUCAUGGUGGACAUUAACCCCUGUGUCAGUCAGCCAUGCCAGCUACACAAAGGGCAGUCCUACAGUGUCAAUGUGACCUUCAAAAGUGCUGUGGAGAGCCAGACAAGCACAGCGUUGGUUCAUGGUAUUAUUGCAGGAGUACCAGUCCCCUUCCCCAUUCCCAUCGAAGAUGGCUGCAAGUCUGGAAUUCAGUGUCCCAUCCAGAAUGGGCAGCAGUAUCACUAUCAGAACUCUCUUCCUGUGAAGUCUGAGUAUCCCCCAAUAAAGCUGACGGUGGAGUGGGAACUGAAAGAUGACAACAAAAACGACUUGUUCUGCAUCAAGUUCCCAGUUCAGAUUGUGAGCUAAACUAGCAACAGUACCUCCUCCUCUAAAGUGGUGUGUUUGGGGUUGUUUUUUUGUUUGGUUUUUUUAAAAAGGGAUUUAGCAUGGAGUAAAAACCUAAAGAAUGUAAAUGACUGUAGUUAAGAUCUAAUUUUAUUCAUUCAUCAAAUUGAUUUUUAAAGAUGCAUGUCUUUCACUAGUUUGCAAGACUUUGCUGCGCGCACACACAUCUUGAAACCUGCUUAAAUAAACUGAUAUUUCCAUGAUCCUCUAACAGUCAAUUUUAAGAGUUGUGUAUGUGGAAAUAAUGCGGUUAAUGUUUGUUAAUGACCCCGAACUACAUUCCCUAACAGUGCAAAUGUCUUGUUUUACUGGCUGCUGUGUAGUCAGAAAAGGUGCACACUAUCCUUUUUUUUUUUUUUUGUAAUUUCUCACUGACCUUGUACCACAAGACAUGUGGAACUGGAAUAUGGAAAAAAAAAAA
Molecule: messenger RNA, 1094 nt
Organism: Micropterus salmoides (largemouth bass)
Lineage: Eukaryota; Metazoa; Chordata; Actinopteri; Centrarchiformes; Centrarchidae
Product: NPC intracellular cholesterol transporter 2-like
Exons: 5
Coding region: 185-634 (149 amino acids)
Biological process (GO): intracellular cholesterol transport; cholesterol efflux
Molecular function (GO): cholesterol binding
Source: RefSeq, a predicted model, not a curated record